AUCAUUGGUACCGAAAAAUCUUGGUUUCUUACUACCACCAUCCCCACGGAAUAUACCUUGUUCGAGCCGUACCACCACGUUCCCUUCGACCGCUGCGCCUAUUACCCCAACAGUACUUAAUACAUUGCCACGGAGACUUCGGAUCCACGAUUCGAGAAGCAACUUAUUCAAAGUUUCCCUAUGGGCCGCCAACUCCGCCCUCGAAAAGCGCGACCGAGCUACAGCGCUCUAGCUGGUCUCGAUGACACAGACGGUGAUGGUGCCGGACCAUCUAUCGUUGACCUUGAAGACGCCUCAAGCAUGGACAUCGACCUCGAAGAACCAGAACCAGUCAAGCCGAAACCCAAACCCAAAGCAAAGUCUGGAGAUUCCGUCGUCAAGCCCAAAAAUGCUCCUCGCGCGGCUGGUGGGUCCAGGCGGCAGAUGUACGUCCUUCCGACGCCCAGCGUGAAUCAUCGACACCGAGCGGUACCAUUGUAUGCUCGUGAUGGACAGGUCGAACGUCUUAUGGCUCGCCCAAAGCCCUUCAUGGAGACGCAAACGAUGUUGACCAACAAUUUUACCCAAAAUGUCAGGAUUACUGACCGCGUCAACAAGGCUUGGGGGUACAAUGUCGGUGCUGGGCCACUAUGGGAGCUCAUUGAAGAUAGAGGGUGGUUCAAAGAGGGUGUUGCUGAUGCUGAAGUCGAGGCAGACAGACGGCCGACUGUGUAUCGCAACGUGAAGAUGAAAAAUGAUCUGCAGGUGUUAAGCCAAGAGGAAGCUGCUCCGUAUCUUCCUUCUGAUACCACAAUGACAGAAGAGGGCGCGCUGAAGCCUCCUCCUCCCGUUCCCUGUUUCUUUGGUCCGUUCGAUUCUCAAACUCGCGUCGAAAUGGCCCUCUACGAGACCCGAAAGAUUGCCGAGUUCAUCCCCGAAAGCAAAUCCUAUGUGUUCAAUCCUGGGGCGCCUGCGUGGGGUCUUGACUGGUGUCCAAUCCAUCCAGAUGACCGACCAGGCCGUCAAUAUAAGCAAUAUCUCGCCAUCGCUCCUUUCCCUACAAGUGAACAUUCACCUCAAAUUGGCGUUCGCGAACCUCGUCCUUCAUAUGCUUGCAUCCAGAUUUGGUGCUUGGACUCCGAAAGAUUGAGUUGCGAGCUCGUCGUUUGCAUUGACUCUGGCCCAGCGUAUGAGUUGAAGUGGUGUCCUCUCCCAUCGCAUGAUGCUAUUUCUGGCAGUGACUCGAAACCGAGAAAACUGGGAUUACUUGCUGGGACAUUCGAGGAUGGAUCUUUCUCAAUCUUUGCAAUACCAGACCCGGGUGACUUUGAGCGCAGCGGUCCAGAGCCUGUUUUCGUUCGUAUUUCUCAGCCUGUAUUACGUAUCGAAUUGGCGGAGACAGCAUGCUGGACCUUUGAUUGGGCCAAUAGCGAAGUCAUCGCCAUCGGUACAGCGAAUGGUAUUAUAGCUGUAUACAACAUUGGAGCUGCUCUCAAAUCUAUGGAUGAUCCUAACAGCACUCCCAUCACCGACCUCCUUCCUACGCAUUAUAUUUCCGUCCAUCAAUCUGCGAUCCGCGCGGUGGCAUGGAUACGGGCACCACCUUGUGCACCUUCGGGUACACCACGUAUUGAUCAGGACCCCACCGUCAUCGCCAGCGGCGGAUAUGACGGUAUGGAAUGUAUGACAGAUAUACGCGACGGCCGAGGAUCAGUGAUGAAUCGUACAAGAGAUGUCAUCAACACGAUGGCAUUCUCACCUUUUGCGGGAGGUCCCAUUACGAUUGACCACGAGAACAUCGUGAAAGCGUACUCUGCAUCCCCCAGCAUGCUCGGGAGAGGACAUACUCUAAUGGAACCUCAAGGGCCUGUUUGGUGUCUGAGCGCAUCUGACUAUCAUCCACAACUUGCUGUGGCUUCUGCCGAUGGAGCAUGUUCGACAACGAAUAUGUUGAGGUCCACGCGGAGGGGUGGUACGGUUCCCUUCUUCGUCCACAGGAUAUACCAGCUGGACUAUAGUCGCAAAUCGAAGGAGUUCCGGAUGCUAGAACGGUUUCUUCCGCAAGAGACCGUUGAUAGGACAAAGAAUCCGGGCAGCACGAGUACGGGAUCGUGGCCUCGGCAGGUUGGUAUUCAGCGUGUAGUGUGGAAUGAAGGCAACGGUCUGGCGUCAGCGGGACUGUUGGCUUCUGCGACGGGCUCGGGACUUUGUAGGAUUGAUUUCUUGGAAGGAAGGUGGAUGAAGAACAAGAUACCACAUAAUGGUAUUGAGAAUAUCCGGUGGGAGGGUGAGGCCAUGGAGGGUGAAGGUGAUUCAGAUGAUUCUUCGUGAUUGACUUUCUAUUCUUCAAUAUUUUCAUUUUUAUCUUGCAAUGAUGUAGCUCUUUUAUUUGAUGUUUUUUUAAAUAAAUGUUUCAAUUUUGACUCUGAGAACGUGC
Desarmillaria tabescens is the source of this 2416-nucleotide messenger RNA. RefSeq lists its product as uncharacterized. Bases 181 to 2310 code for a protein of 709 amino acids. Gene Ontology annotation, molecular function: protein binding. The transcript has 12 exons. Gene Ontology annotation, biological process: transcription by RNA polymerase III. The record is from RefSeq and is a predicted model, not a curated record. NCBI's taxonomy places the organism in Eukaryota, Fungi, Basidiomycota, Agaricomycetes, Agaricales, Physalacriaceae. Gene Ontology annotation, cellular component: transcription factor TFIIIC complex.